AUGAAAUUCGCUACUGCUUUGGCUUCCGCCUCAUUUAUUGGCGCUACCUUAGUUUCAGCUCUACCUCAUCCACAUGCUAAGCGUGAUGAGGACUGUUCCACUACUGUCCAUGCUCAUCACAAGCACAAGAGAGCUGUUGCUGUUGAAUAUGUUUACCAAACUAUCACCGUUAACGGUCAAGGUCAAACUAUCUCUCCAUCCACUACUGAAGCUGCUCCAACUUCAACAGAAGCUCAAACUCAGCAAACUUCUACCAGUACUUCUUCUGCUACUACCACUUUGCAACCAUCUUCCUCUGCUCAACAAUCUUCUUCGUCUGAGUCGAGUUCUUCUAGCACUUCCAGUGCCUCCUCCUCAAGUUCUUCAAGCUCUUCCAGCGGUGGUAACUCCAAUGGUGUUGAUGGUGACUUGUCAUGGUACUCUGGUCCAUCUGAGGAAUUCCAAGAUGGUGUGAUUUCUUGUGAUCAAUUCCCAUCUGGUCAAGGUGUUAUCGCCUUAGACUGGUUAGGAUUCGGUGGUUGGUCCGGUAUUGAGAACUCCGACGGCUCUACUGGUGGUAACUGUAAGGAAGGUUCUUACUGUUCUUACGCUUGUCAACCUGGUAUGUCCAAGACUCAAUACCCAGCUAAUCAACCUUCCAAUGGUGUGUCUGUUGGUGGUUUAUUGUGUAAGAACGGUAAGUUGUACCGUUCUAACCAAAACGAAAAGUACUUGUGUGAAUGGGGUGUUGACAGUGCUUACGUUGUCAGUGAAUUAGAUAAAUCCGUUGCUAUUUGUAGAACUGAUUACCCAGGUACUGAAAACAUGGUUAUUCCAACUAUUGUUAAUGCCGGUGGUAAGGAACCAUUAACUGUUGUGGACCAAGACACUUACUACCAAUGGCAAGGUAAGAAGACAUCAGCACAAUACUACGUUAACAAUGCUGGUGUUUCUAUGGAAGAUGGUUGUAUUUGGGGUACCCCAGGUUCCGGUGUUGGUAACUGGGCCCCAUUGAACUUUGGUGCAGGUGCUACCGGUGGAAUUUCGUAUUUGUCUUUGAUUCCAAACCCAAACAAUCGUGAUGCUCUAAACUUCAACGUAAAGAUUGUCGGUGCUGAUGGUGCCACUGUUAUUGGAGACUGUGUUUACGAAAAUGGUUCUUACAGCGGUGGCCAAGACGGUUGUACCGUUUCUGUUACUUCUGGUGCUGCUAACUUCGUUUUGUAUAACUAA
Molecule: messenger RNA, 1212 nt
Organism: Kluyveromyces marxianus DMKU3-1042
Lineage: Eukaryota; Fungi; Ascomycota; Saccharomycetes; Saccharomycetales; Saccharomycetaceae
Gene: SIM1
Product: putative glucosidase SIM1
Exons: 1
Coding region: 1-1212 (403 amino acids)
Biological process (GO): fungal-type cell wall organization
Cellular component (GO): fungal-type cell wall; cell surface
Source: RefSeq, a predicted model, not a curated record